GAAAGGGGAGGGAGGGCAUCAGGUGUCAAUACGUCAUUCUGGUGCAAGGUGUGGUGAAAGGUGCAUUCGCUGGCUAGUUUAAACUGAAAGAAUAAAGCCGUCGAGCUGGAAAAUCUGCUCAACACGCCCGCCUGUAAAGUUCAGAGUGAAGCAGGAAGUACAGCUAUCCAGAUAGGUUGUGUUUACUUGCCUUCACUGUUUACUCCAAAAACUGCCAAAAUGAGCAAAAUCUCCAAGUUAUUCAAGGGGAGCUCUGGCUCCAGUUCAUCGAGCUCCAAACAUCACAGGUCAAAGGGAGGACCUACACCCCAGGAGGCCAUCCACAAACUCAGGGAAACAGAGGAAAUGCUGACGAAGAAACAAGAGUACCUGGAGAAGAGAAUAGAGCAAGAAAUAAUGAUAGCCAAGAAGAACGGCACGAAAAACAAGCGAGCUGCUUUGCAAGCCUUGAAGAGGAAGAAGCGAUUGGAGCAGCAGCUCACCCAGAUCGAUGGCACACUCUCCACCAUUGAGUUUCAGAGAGAAGCGCUGGAGAACUCGCACACCAACACAGAGGUCCUAAAGAACAUGGGCUAUGCUGCUAAGGCCAUGAAGCACGUCCAUGAGAACAUGGACAUUGACAAGAUAGAUGAUCUGAUGCACGAUAUCACAGAGCAGCAGGAUGUGGCUCAAGAGAUCAGUGAAGCCAUCUCCAGACCUAUGGGCGAGAUGUUUGAUGAGGAUGAGCUGCUGGCUGAGCUGGAAGAGCUAGAGAAGGAAGAGCUUGAGGAUAGCAUGAAAAGUAUGGGCGGACUACCCAGUGUGCCCAGCUCCAAACUGCCUUCAACACGGCCAAGUCAGCGCGCAACAACAAAGAAAAGGGUUGAAGAUGAUGACGACAUGCGUAUGCUGGCAUCGUGGGCAACUUAAGUACAUUAAAGCAGACUUGCACUCACUGAAAAUGCUACAUUAAUAUAAGAUGGGGUUUUUUUUGUUUAUUAUUGUUGAGUUUUUAUUGGGCAAAGGGAGGAAUACUGCAUUAUUUUAAAAUCUCAUCUCUUGGCUCAUAACUAUAUAAUGCCACUUGUAUUUAUGAAAUUAAAAAGAUUAAGUGAAGGAAUCCACAGACUGUAAAUUUAAAUAUGCUUUUCUUUUUGUUUUUUGUUUGCCUAGCCUAUUCAGAAUGUUCUACUUAUAAUAGGCUAAUGCAGGACUGUGUUGUUUAACACACAGAACAGAAUGCUUUAUUGUAUGUAAGACCACUGUAAAUAAGCUUAGACUUUGCAUUAACAUUGUAAAUAUGCUUUUCAAUGUUCAAAAAUAAAAACACUCCCCUCAUG
This is a messenger RNA of Monopterus albus (swamp eel), 1319 nucleotides long. RefSeq names its product charged multivesicular body protein 4C (gene chmp4c). Bases 220 to 909 code for a protein of 229 amino acids. Gene Ontology annotation, biological process: vesicle budding from membrane; late endosome to vacuole transport via multivesicular body sorting pathway. Lineage: Eukaryota; Metazoa; Chordata; Actinopteri; Synbranchiformes; Synbranchidae. The record is from RefSeq and is a predicted model, not a curated record. Gene Ontology annotation, cellular component: ESCRT III complex; cytoplasmic side of plasma membrane; multivesicular body. The transcript is spliced from 5 exons.